CUGCGCUGGGCACGGCCUGACUCUGCGAGGGAGCCGCGCCGAGGCGGCGAGAGGCUGAAUUCCGAAUUCCUUAACGUGGCCUCAGUGCUCUCCCUGGACUGGGAUUUCUUAAAGACACUGCGACUAAUGGGACCGGUAUUUCAGCUGUUAAAGGCACGUCCCUAAACAUUCAUUUCCAAGUGUUAGAAAGUUAAAGCUUAAUUACCAAGAUGCCUGCUUUAUCCCAAAGGAUUUCCAAGCUUGGUUGUUUGAAAGGGCUUUUAUAUCUCAGGAAUUGCGUUUGGUUUUGGUUGUGUUACUUCAGUGUUUUUUUUUUUAUUAUUAUUAUCUUGAAACCUGGUUUUGUGGUGUUUUAUUAAUUCCUGCUGACUCCUACUGUUGAGAAGUGAAAGGGAAAUCUAGAAGUCGGAGAAAACAGUUAUUUCUUUGGGGCUUGAAUCUCUCAUAUGUUGAGUUAUAGUAGUAAAACCUCUCUCUUUUUUUUUUUUUUGGAACUGAUACUGUAACGUGGGAAGCAGUGAACAGCUGCUUGCUUAACAGAGCUACUGCUGACCAAUUCUCGCAUCCACCACCGACCCUCCCCCUGCCAUGGGAGAGGUUUUUAAUGGCUUAAUUUUAGCAGAAGUUUAUGGUUCUGUUACCAGGAAAAGUUGCAGAGUUAUUUAACCUGAUUUUUCUCUGAAUCCCUGUUGUUGUUUGUGGAUUUGAUGUAGUUUGAGUAGGAUAAUGUGCAGCUGUGCAAAGUACCUGGUCACAGGACGUUUAGGUCAAAGAGCUUGUAGAGGAAAAGAGCUGGAUGGGUAAAAUUUUUGAUACUUUGCUUUACACUAAUGACGAUAUGAAUAGAUUUGAUGAACCUCAUCAGUCAUUGAAGUGUUUCAUUUCAGUGACUGUGUUGCUGCUGUUUAUCUUCGAUAACUACCUUAGAUAACAGUUCACUGUCAUUUGCAUAACAAGCUUGUAUUUGAUUGCAUCUCUGAUAACUAGGGCUUUUUUAUUAUAAAAAUUACUGCUUACCUAAAUUAACAUGAUUUAAGGUGCUUUGGAUGGUUCUUGUGGCCUAGGACACUCAGAUGUACAUUAGGUAUACACCUGAUUAUAUAUAUAUAUUUUUUUUUUUUUUUGCUAACAAGAAUUUUUCAGUAACUUUUUUUCCAAUGUAGUAUCUAAAAUUUGCUACCUUUUAUCUGCAAUGUAAAAGUACGAACUUCCUUCUUUACUGAGGGUCUUUAGGACAGGUCUCUGCAAGAGAAGCUCCCUUCCUCUUGGGGUUAGUCUGUGGUUAUUCAGCUGUUACAGGUAACCAGUCCAACAUUUGUGACAUUCAGAAGCCUGCUGAGCAUUGUAGGCAGUCUUUUUUGACUAUCUAUAUUUGAUACAUUUAUUACUAAAAAUAACUAUUACUGUCCUUUUCUUAAUUUUCAGGUGUGACUUUACUGUUAAUAAUUACUUUUGCUUGCAGCCACACUGGGAAGUGUUGGGAAGAAUACUGAGUUUAGGACAGGUGGAAGGGUUCCCCCACGCCUGUGAUAGGCAUGUAAAGUUCAUCCCAACAAAGAUUUCAGUUAUUUGAUAUGUUUUUAUAAAAAAAAUAGUGAUACGUUUGAGGGUAAAGCUUGGAGUGAUUGCUUAUGCUGGAAGACAGCGAGACACAAACUUAUUUGUAAUGUAGUAUUAAAAUAGUGCAGAGGGACGUGGGGGAUUUUAACGUGAAGCCCUUGCUGCGGUGCCUUGUGAUCCUCCUUCCCAGAUGGUUCAGGCUGUUCUGGGAGCUCGUAAACAGGGAGGAGGCUGCGGUGGGUGGGUUGUUGUUGCAGCUCCUGCCAUGUGACUGCAGCCAGAGCCGGGGCAGGUGCUGAGCGAAGGCUGCGGCACGUUUGGUGGCAGCAGCCUGUACCAUGUGUGCUCGUCAUCUCUCACAGUUCCCCUGGCCAAGGAGGAAAAACAUUUAUUGGUUUGUUGUUGUGUUUUUUCUUUUUCUUUUUUUAAUCUAUGUUUUUUAUUACUCCUAGAUUACAUUAGUAGUUACAGUGUCGUUUUCCAAACUUCACCACUAGUGGUGAUGAAAAUGCAAAUACUGAAUAACUUACUGUUUGCCUUGUGCUGUUGACCAGUACAAUGUAAAUGCAGUUGCAACACUUGUUUCCCAUCAGUUUUGUGUUUAAUCUGAUCUCACAGUUUUCUCAGUGCCAGUAUUUGCAGUGUGGAAUGAGCUGCCUUGUGUUAAGAUGCUCCUUUACUAAAGCAAGAAAAUGUAUAAAUUGAUGCCAACAUACUUUCCUAUAAUUUUUGCACUGUGUGUAGUAUGAGGAUUAUUUUUUUCAAAACUAAUAAAGGUUUUUGUGGCAUUCUACCUGGACAGGAGGGGAAAGCAGACAGAUGCAUGUGAGUGCCCCAUGGCUGCAGCUGCCUCAGUUCAUUCACUUACUGCCAAGUGUAACUUGGAAGCAUUCUUUAGGUCGGUUCAUCUUCUGGAACCCGUCCCUGCCUUCUGGUUAAGGACUCCAUGCACACACACAGGAUGACUCAACAGUGGGAUGGAUGUUCAGAUACCAGAAAGGUGCUGGUAACUUGACAGGAACCUCCACAUUCUUUGGGAGCCCUGCUGUGCGUGAGCCCUUCCAGGAAACUGCCGUUUGAACGCAUCAGAUCGUUACAGCCCCUGAAACUUCCACGAUGAAGAGAGCUGGGCAGAGAGUUGUGGUUGGAACUGAAGCUCCUCACACAUCACAGACAAGCAAAAAACAGAAAACUAGUUCAUAUGGCUCAGUGUUUGGUGACUCUGCCCUGUGCACCUCGAUGGACUGGGGCAGCCUCCCCCACCACGUGAUCCUGCGUGUUUUCCAGUUCCUCACUCUGGUGGAUCGAGCCAGGGCGUCUUCUGUUUGCCGAAGGUGGAAUGAGGUUUUUCACAUCCCAGAUCUCUGGAGGAGAUUUGAAUUUGAACUCAGCCAGCCAGCCACUUCUUACUUAAAGUCUACCCACCCAGACCUCAUUCAGCAGAUUAUCAAGAGGCACGCUGAUCACCUGCAGUACGUCAGCUUCAAGGUUGAUAGUAGUACUGAGUCAGCAGAAGCAGCUUGUGACAUCCUUUCUCAGCUGGUGAAUUGUUCAAUCAAGACACUGGGUUUAAUCUCUACAGCAAAGCCAAGCUUCAUGAAUGUCUCUAAGGCUCAUUUUGCUUCAGCACUGACAGUAGUUUUUGUAAACUCCAAGUCAUUAUCAUCAAUCAAGAUAGAUGACACACCAGUUGAUGAUCCUUCCCUGAAGGUUCUUGUUGCUAACAACAGUGACACUCUAAAACUGCUAAAAAUGAGCAGCUGUCCUCACGUUUCACCUGCUGGCAUUCUUUGUGUGGCUGAUCAGUGCCACGGACUUAAGGAGCUGGCUUUGAACUACUACAUCUUAAGUGAUGAGCUUCUGCUGGCUCUGUCGAGCGAGAAGCACGUCGACCUCGAGCACCUUCGCAUUGACGUCGUGAGCGAGAACCCCGGGCAGGUGGAAUUCCACACCAUCAAAAAGCAAAGCUGGGACGCUCUCGUCAAGCACUCCCCCAAAGUGAACAUCGUGAUGUACUUCUUCCUGUACGAGGACGAGUUCGACGUGUUUUUCCGGGAGGAGACGCCGGUCACACACCUGUACUUCGGGCGCGCCGUCAGCAAAGCGCUGCUGGGCCGCAUCGGCAUCAACUGCCCGCGGCUCAUCGAGCUGGUCGUGUGCGCCAACGGGCUGCAGCCCCUGGACGCUGAGCUCAUCCAGAUCGCCCAGCGCUGCAAGAACCUCACGGCCAUGGGCCUGGGGGAGUGCGAGGUGACCUGCAGGGGCUUCGUGGAGUUUGUGAAGAUGUGUGGGGGCAGGCUCACCCAGCUGUCCAUCAUGGAGGAGGUGCUGAUCCCAGACAGCGAUUACAGCUUGGAUCGCCUGCAUUUGGAGGUCUCCAAGCACCUCGGCAGAAUGUGGUUUCCUGAUAUGAUGCCAACGUGGUAAAUUCUCUCUGUUUGUGGAUAAAGGGGUGAAAUCAGGGGGUUGCUUUCUAUGCAAAUAAGGAAUUUCAAAAGGAAAUGUGAAAACUUACUUCCAGAUUUUGAGUUUUUCUACCUUGAACCUCUGGUAGACUAACAGCAAAACACUCUAGAAUAUUAAUUGUAUAUUGAGAUAGAAGAUAGAUUAAAGUGUACUUAACAGUUCUGUGGUUUACAGGUGCUUCAAACUUCAGUGAGCUUGGGCUUCUCUGAACUUCAGUUUAAAUGUUCUGUUCACUUUAAAGUGGUUUUGGGUUUUUUUUUCAUGUCUUUGUUUAAUCUUUCUGAUGUAGUCAGAAGAGGAAUAGGGUAACUUUUUUCCUUUAGGAAAUCAAUCUUUAUGGAAAGCUGUAUACAACUUGGAGUACAGUAUUAUUUGUCAUGAUGUUUUAUAUAGCUUUUUUUAUAAAUAUUCAUGUUUUAAUUGUAAAAGCUUGUACAUUAAAAUACACUAGCCCAGGUUAAUCAGAGUUAAUCUAGUUUAAACUCACGGUAUUAUAUUAAAAUUUUAAUAAGCUGAAACUGUAAAGUUUUUUUGUAAGCAUUAAAUUGCACUUUAAAUAAUUCUGUCACAGUAGUGAAGCUGUUGAGACUGCAUUGUACAGUAUGUUGGUUUUGUCCUAUGCAUUAAAAGGGUGAGAAAGAGACUUUGUUAAAAUUAAUGAAUGUAAAAGUUUGUAGCUGGAUUGACUGCUCGAGUGAGUAAUAAGGCACUUUGGAAACUGUUGGGAUAUAAGGAAUAGCUUUGGAUUUGGUCUUUCAGACUGUCUGAAAUCCUGUUCCAUGCUUUCAUAAUUGAGAGAUAAGAAGGAUUUCAUAAAUGUGGCUGGUGAGAAGGAAGGAACAAAUGGAAUAGAGUUGUCUUUGAUCCCUCUCUGUGUGGAAUCCAGGAUUUAGAGCACUUAAAUUACUUGUCACUGACAGACCAGGAUGGCCUGUAGUGAUCUUGGCUGUGCUGUAAGCCCUGAUUUCUAGAGAAAGGAUUGCUGGAGGUGAUCCUGAAAUAUUUAAUUCAGGACUGUUUAAUACUUGUUGCUACUAAUUGUUUUUUAAGAAAGAAGAUUUUAAUAUAUUUAUUUUCUUAAAAGGGGAGAGGCACGGUGAGUUGAUGUAAAUUAGAGUCUGUAUUUUUGUGUUGACAUUUUGCUCACUGUAAACUAAAACUCAUUGUAUAUAAAUUUUGCUGUAAUCACUUUCA
This is a messenger RNA of Lepidothrix coronata (blue-crowned manakin), 5220 nucleotides long. It is a transcript of the gene FBXL21, whose product is annotated as F-box and leucine rich repeat protein 21. Gene Ontology annotation, biological process: G2/M transition of mitotic cell cycle; SCF-dependent proteasomal ubiquitin-dependent protein catabolic process; entrainment of circadian clock by photoperiod. The record is from RefSeq and is a predicted model, not a curated record. Gene Ontology annotation, cellular component: nucleus; cytosol; SCF ubiquitin ligase complex. Gene Ontology annotation, molecular function: protein binding. The coding region runs from base 2677 to 3987 and encodes 436 amino acids. NCBI's taxonomy places the organism in Eukaryota, Metazoa, Chordata, Aves, Passeriformes, Pipridae. The transcript is spliced from 7 exons.